ACAUUCCUGCGGCACUGCUGAGGAAUAAACAGCACCAGGGACUACAGCAGAGUCAGCCGCAAUACCGCAGGCUUCAACCACCAUCAGCAGCUGCAUCGCCAUCUCCAGCUCCAUCACUCAAAAAAAAACUACAUCUGCUGCCACAAAUAGUCUUCAAACAGGUCACUCUACAGGUUUCAUCACCUACAGCUCCAGUGAGGGUGGGGGUCCCUGUACAGAGGAGGUGUAGGCGGUCAGCCAGGGGGGGUUUCUCCCACUCUUGUUUCCUCUCCCUGCACCCAGCUCAGCAUGCCCCAGCCCCUGAGCACCUCCACAGCUCUCCCAGCUCCACUACCAUGUGUAGAUGGACAGUGACACAAGGUGCACCGGUCGCCUGGUUCUCCUCCCACCCCUGCCGCAGAUCUCCUUUACACCUCCUCCCUCCCAUCACCUUCCUCCUCCUGCUUCUCCUGCUCGGACCUUCCUCGGCCUCACCGCUCUCCACUCUGUCACCAGACCCUAAAAGGAACCAAAAUGCACCAGGAGGUAGUGCUUCCGACGUCUUCACCUCACCCUUUCCACUUUACUCAUCGCCGCAACCUCUGCACGCAUCCUCCGCAAGGUUGCCAAGGGCGACAAAUGUUUCGUCGUCCUCAGCUUCAGUUGUCGGGCGCCACGUGCGGAGCAGUUACAACCAUCUUCAGGGAGAUGUGCGCAGGAGGAAACUGUUCUCCUACCAGAAAUUCUUCCUACGCAUCGACAAGAAGGGGAAAGUUAAUGGCACCAAAAGUGAGGACGAUCCGUACAGUAUUCUGGAGAUCAAGUCAGUGGAUGUGGGAGUGGUGGCCAUCAGGGGCCUCAGCAGUAACUACUACCUGGCGAUCAGCAAGAAGGGCGAAUUGUACGGAGCGAGGGACUUCGGUGUGGACUGCCGUCUGAUUGAACGCAUCGAGGAGAACAAGUACAACACCUACGCUUCAGCAGAGUGGCGCAACAAGAGGAAGCACAUGUUCGUGGGACUGAACGCCAACGGCAAACCAAUGAGAGGGAGGAAGACAAGGAGGAAAAACACAGCCACUCACUUCCUGCCCAUUGUGGUACAACCACGAUGAUUGGACUUAUAAGCCAUAAGAGAGCUUUGUACACUGCAGGCUACCAGACUUUGUUGAGGUACAGCAAUAUUGGACUGAUCUAAAUCAGAUCUGAAUGAUGCACUGAGGAGGAAAAGAACUGAAACCUAUGAACAUUUUAUCUCUGUUGGAUAGAGGCAUUUCUAUUUUUAAAGAAAGAAAUAAGAUAUAUUGCUAUACAUUGUAUAUAUUAUUUUCAGUUUUAAGUUAUCAAGUACAUUGGCACGGUAGAAAAUAUGAAAAGAAUUGAAUCUGUGCCAAAAUGUGAUUAGUAAGUACAUUUCCAGAUUUGUAUACAUGUGAAGCUCUGGAUUAAGAUAUGACAUUGUGUGUAAAUGAGGAGGGACAAGAAAAGAGGAGGAAGUAUCGAUAGGAAGGAAGACGAGGAGAUCGGAAAGAGAGCAUGAAAAGGAAAAGUCAUUUAGCUCCAAGACAGCAGUCUAACACUAUCAUCAUGUUUUUCCCUUUGAUUUAUUUAUUUUGUGUAAUAUUUAACAGAAUAGAACAAAAACACUUUUUGACCAUUUAUGCUUCUGUUUUUGAAUACUAAUCAUUUACCGGAAUAAAUAUAAA
Messenger RNA from Labrus mixtus (cuckoo wrasse), 1682 nucleotides. It is a transcript of the gene fgf10a, whose product is annotated as fibroblast growth factor 10a. The coding region runs from base 336 to 1091 and encodes 251 amino acids. The record is from RefSeq and is a predicted model, not a curated record. Gene Ontology annotation, biological process: fibroblast growth factor receptor signaling pathway; positive regulation of canonical Wnt signaling pathway; positive regulation of ERK1 and ERK2 cascade. NCBI's taxonomy places the organism in Eukaryota, Metazoa, Chordata, Actinopteri, Labriformes, Labridae. The transcript is spliced from 3 exons. Gene Ontology annotation, cellular component: cytoplasm. Gene Ontology annotation, molecular function: type 2 fibroblast growth factor receptor binding; growth factor activity; chemoattractant activity.